Theobroma cacao (cacao) is the source of this 1594-nucleotide messenger RNA. It is a transcript of the gene RGLG3, whose product is annotated as Copine (Calcium-dependent phospholipid-binding protein) family. Gene Ontology annotation, cellular component: nucleus. The record is from RefSeq and is a predicted model, not a curated record. Lineage: Eukaryota; Viridiplantae; Streptophyta; Magnoliopsida; Malvales; Malvaceae. Gene Ontology annotation, molecular function: ubiquitin-protein transferase activity. Gene Ontology annotation, biological process: protein ubiquitination.
UGACUAAUUUAUUUAUACUCAAAAAAGUCUUUAAUCCAAAGUGUUUGUUUUUCUUUUCUUUUCUCUCUCUCUCUCUCUCUCUAAUCAGAAAGGUACCAAUUCCUCUGGAAUGGGGAAUACAGAAUCAGGAUAUGAUGAUUCUCAUGCUGACUUUUGGCAUCAACCUUCUUAUGAACCUCCAUCCCAUGCAGGAAGUUCAAUGGAUCACAACUAUCAACCUAGGCAGCAAGCUACAUAUAUACGUGACAAUUUCAGCUCUUUGGAUCAGGUUAUUUCUGCAUUGAGAGAGGCAGGACUUGAAUCAUCCAAUUUAAUACUUGGUAUUGACUUCACAAAAAGCAAUGAGUGGACAGGAAAAUAUUCAUUCAACCGAAGAAGCCUUCAUGCUAUUGGUAGCUCACCUAAUCCAUAUGAGCAAGCAAUCUCUAUAAUUGGCCGUACUUUAUCUCCUUUUGAUGAAGAUAAUUUAAUACCUUGUUUUGGUUUUGGCGACGCAUCAACGCAUGAUAAAAAUGUAUUCAGCUUCUAUCCUGAUCACCGAUCUUGUCAUGGUUUUGAGGAAGCUCUUGCACGGUACAGAGAGAUUGUUCCGCACUUAAAGUUGGCAGGUCCAACUUCAUUUGCUCCAAUUAUUAAUGCUGCAAUUGACAUUGUGGAUGGAAGUAAUGGGCAGUAUCAUGUUCUUGUCAUUAUUGCAGACGGGCAGGUUACAAGGCAUCCUGACACACCACGUGGAAGGUUUAGUACACAAGAACAAGCAACUAUAGAAUCCAUUGUUGCUGCUAGCCAUUAUCCUCUCUCAAUUAUUUUGGUUGGAGUGGGUGAUGGACCCUGGGACUCAAUGCAACAAUUUGAUGAUAAUAUUCCACAUCGCAGCUUUGACAACUUCCAGUUUGUCAACUUUACAAAAAUCAUGUCUGAGAACACAGAACCAUCAAAAAAAGAAGCAGCCUUUGCUCUUGCUGCCCUCAUGGAAAUUCCAUAUCAGUACAGAGCUACCCUGAAUAUUCGUUAUGAUAGUAGAGAAUCAGUAGGUGGACAUCAAAGACCACUUCCACCUCCACAAGAAGUGAUUGAUCACGAUAAUGCUGUUAAAUCGAUCCCACACAUGACAAACUAUGAAAUAGUGGAACCAACAGCCCCAGCACAACCUGUAAUGGGUUCCCAAGCAGAACCGGUCUGCCCUAUCUGCUUGACAAACCCAAAGGACAUGGCUUUUGGAUGCGGUCACACAACUUGCAAGGAUUGCGGAGGGACAAUUUCAUCAUGCCCAAUCUGCCGGCAGCCGAUAACGACACGCCUGAGACUGUAUACCUGAUUGAGAGAGUGCUUUCUGGUUCUAGAUGUUGAAUGCUAUGAAACAUAUCAGGACACCAACAACAUCUCAUGGAACAAAGCUUGGUUUUUUUCUUCCCUUUCAAAGGUCCCACUUUGGAAUAUUUUGCUUCCACAAAGUUCUUUUCAUUUAUUUUGUUACAAGUAAUUGUUUAUUUUUGCAAUGCCUAGCAAUAUUUUAAAACUGGAUGGUUGGCGGACUGUUAAAUCAGAUUUUACCAUAAUCUAAGUUUUGACAUAAUAUUAAAAAUUUUCUGAA